Messenger RNA from Lottia gigantea (owl limpet), 1230 nucleotides. RefSeq lists its product as hypothetical. The annotation marks the transcript as partial. The transcript has a single exon. Lineage: Eukaryota; Metazoa; Mollusca; Gastropoda; Lottiidae. The record is from RefSeq and is a predicted model, not a curated record.
AUGAAAAACUAUUUUAUCAACUCUUUUGUACAGAACCAUUUUGCUACUGUGAGGUAUACGAUUCAUGUUGAAAACGAACACUCGGAAACAGUUAGUUCAACAUUUGUUUUGCCGAUUCCUCAAGAUACAUUCAUAGCAAGUUUUAGUGCAAUCAUUGAUGGUGUAGAAUAUGCUGGUGAAAUGGUUUUGAAUGAAAACAUAUCAACGGAAGACAAUGGAACCAAUACACAGACUGCAUUAACAGCACAGGUCAGAAAAAGGUUAAUUGACGACCCUAAAAGAAACAUUUUCGAAAUUGAUCUAACUCUGGCUGCUGAUAAAGAGACAACUUUCAUAGUUACCUAUUAUGAACGGUUAAUACGAAAAGGUUCACAUUACAAACAAAGACUUAUUGUAGAGCCCGGCCAAUUAGUGGACACUUUACUGGUGAACGCCAUCUUCUUAGAAGACCAAGGUUUUGAAACAUUUUCGUAUAUGUUACCAAUGGCUAACGAUUUUCACGACGCAAGUUCUGAUUUAGCGAGUUUAUUAGAGACACCAACCAAAAGAAGUCUUCUCUAUCAACUGUCUAGAGAUCAACAGUUAGCAGCUUCAUAUCAAGGAGUAGCUGGAGAAGUAAUCAUUACGUAUGAUCUGAAUUCUACACAGGGUGCUGGUAUGGUUGAUGUCAAAGAUGAAUACUUCGUUCAUUAUUUUACACCGAGUGGACUGAAACCAAUAGACAAGAACAUUUUAUUUGUAUUAGACACCAGUGGAUCUAUGGCGGGUAUCAAAAUUCAGCAACUUCGUGAAUCAAUGUUGACCAUCUUGGAUAACCUAAAUCCUGAUGAUAAUUUCAAUAUCUUAAGAUUUGAAAGUAACACUUCAACACUGUUUGAUUAUCCUGUUGAGGCGAAUUUAACAAACAUCGAGGAGGCCAUGAUUCUAGUUAAUGAUACUAUUAAAGCUGGAGGAGGCACAGCUAUUAAUGAUGCUCUUCUUGAAGCUAUUAUAUCACUGAAAGCCCUUCCAAAUAAGAGUAGGCGAGCGCAGCUAAUAUUUUUCCUUACUGAUGGAGGGGCAACAGUAGGUGUAACUAGCAGAAAAAAAAUACUGCAAAAUGUAAAGAGUGAGAAUGACGGCUCCAUAUCUAUUUAUUGUUUAGGAUUUGGUGUUAAUUCGGACGAUAAGUUUUUGAAGGAACUAGCGAAAGAAAACCGUGGAAUCUAUGCAAAAAUACCUGAAGAUACC